Molecule: messenger RNA, 2611 nt
Organism: Lonchura striata (white-rumped munia)
Lineage: Eukaryota; Metazoa; Chordata; Aves; Passeriformes; Estrildidae
Source: RefSeq, a predicted model, not a curated record
CUUUUUCUUUGCAUUUAUUGGAAAGCCAAAGGAUCACAAGCCCUGAAUCCACUGUUCCUGCCUGGAGAAGAGCCUGCUGGGAGGGGUGCCCUGGGCUGCUGGAGAGUCACCCCUGGGAAACUGUGAUGACAGCUGCCAUGAGGAAAUACCCCAACCCCAUGAACCCCAGCGUGGUGGGAGUCGAUGUCCUGGACAGACACGUGGAUCCCAGCGGGAAGCUGCACAGCCACCGGCUCCUGAGCACAGAGUGGGGAAUCCCGUCCAUUGUGAAAUCGCUCAUCGGCACCUGCAGGACAAGGACCUAUGUGCAGGAGCACUCUGUUGUUGACCCUGUGAAAAAAACAAUGGAGCUUAAAUCCUGCAAUAUUUCAUUUACAAACCUCGUGUCGGUAGAUGAGAGGCUUGUCUAUAAACCACACCCUCAUGAACCACACAAAACCAUUCUGACACAAGAAGCAAUAAUAUCUGUAAAAGGUGUCAGUCUCAGCAGUUAUCUAGAAGGGCUAAUGGCAAACACAAUUUCUUCCAAUGCUAAAAAAGGCCGGGAAGCACUGGAAUGGGUAAUUAAAAGACUGAAUGCUGAAAUUGAAGAGUUUGCAGCUUCAGAGAGGAACCAUGAGGAAUUCGAUGGCAGCAGCAGCAUUUGUAGAGAAAUGAUGAUAGUUCUUAGACCUGUAUCACUAACAAGGCAUAACAACCUGCAGCUUCUCUCCAGGCCUACAUACAUGUAUUCUUUGUUAUUUAAAGGAUGUGUGUAUUAGGCAUGUUAUAAAUUUAAUUUGGAGAAAAGCUGAAUUCUUAACAAGGCUGAGGCUCAAAGGCUAUUUAAUAUAUUGGGUCAGCUGGACCGAUGAAGAAAUAAAUUUCAAGUGUAGUUCCUGUAUUUACAUGAACACUAAUUUAUGUUUGCAGGUAUGAAAUAGCCUCAUUUAGUACUGAGGCUGCCUAUGGUGGAGGACACUGGCAUCUUAGGCUAACUUUUAUUUUUUGUGUGACUUAUGGACUACCUCUUUUGGGACCAAACCCAAAAUUAAUCAGAAUGGUUGUUCCAGCAUUGUUCUUUUUGUUGAGUUUUGACAGUUGUGUGAUACAACUUGGUUUAACAGAAAGCUUAUUACUUGAUGCUUGAAAUAGAAAAGAAUGUACAAAAUAUUUUUUGAUAACCUUUUUAACUUAACUGGUUGAACUAACACGGUACUCAUUGUUUUUCAGGCACAAUAGGUAAAACAUCAAAGUGUCUCUUACCUACCUACCAAGACCUAAGUCCUCCUCCUAAAUACACAUUAAUGGGCUGGGCAUGCAGUACCUUAAAAUCAAAUUUUAUCUUAAACUUCUACAAUAAGUAUCUCCAUUUCUAAAAGCCCAUUACAUAAAGAUACGAUAAACACAGAGCCUUAAUAUCUUGUAAGCUGCUACAGUAGUAGGUGUUCACCUCAAAGAACCAAUUAAAAGACUAAAAAACCUUUGUGAAGGUGGCUGAGGAGAUGCCCAAACAUAAAAGGAAAUAGUAUUUAACAAUAUACUCAUUAAGUUGAUCACGUUCCAGAAAUAACCUGCCCCAUCCACUGGAUACUGUGUUGUUCACUUUAGCCGGCGUUCCGAGUUCCACAUCCCCUCACCCUUUGAACUGAUUUGCUCACAGUACAAGGUGUAUUCUCAGGGGUUUCACUCGGUGUUCUCCACUCUGUGUUUCCUGGCACUCGUUGCAGGCUCCUGGCACUGUCACCAGUCGUUCCCUGCAGGAAGGAAAGGUCAGCCCUUGGCACGUGCCACGCUGUGCAGGUGCACUCCUGGGCACCUCACGGGGACUCUGUCCCACCAGGCCCCUUCAGGCUGAACAGACAGAGGCAGAGGCACAGCCCACAAGGAGCUGAUGGUGGUAUUUUGGUGCCCAAGGCUUUUCCUGGAAUUUUGAUUCUAAGCUUACAAGUGAUGUCAAGGCUCUCUUAGCCUUUAUGAACUGUAAUGUCACCCUGCCCAGCAUAUUUGAUUUUGCAUGCCAUUUCUGCUAUAUCAAAUUGCCUGUUUAGUAAUGUCUGUUUACAGAGCUUAUUUUAACAAACAAGAACACUUCCAUAAGGUUUGUGCUGGGGGAAGAAAACAGGAAUAUAGAUAUAUAACUUUUAAAAAAUAAGUAUUCUAAACAGAAUAUUUUUCUAAACAGAAACAGCUUGAGACUACCUUACUAAUUGAAGUCAUUGAGUUUUGCCAUACUUUUACAGGAGAUUAUUAAAACUGAAAUAACAUUUCCAUUUUAAAAAUGUAUGUGAAACUUCUGCAAAACUGUACCAUCAUUUCUUAUAAAAUGCUUAGCUUGAAAUUCAUUUUAUACGUUUGCUCAGCCAUUAGCAUCAUUUGAUAUUCUAAAAUCAGUUUUUUCUUUUCCAAAUUUUUCUGCACUAAGGACUGCAUAGUAGAACUCACAGUUUUGCCUUGCACUGAAAAAAGAACUUACUAUUUAAUUUUUACAGGCAUUCAACAAGUUCUUCAAAGAUAAUACAUUUCUUCUAUUUUAUUUAUAUGGCUGCAUUCUCAUUCUGUCAGAGUAUGGCUUUCUGUAUGUGGCGCUUUUUAAAUAAAAUUUUGUUUCGAUUCUGGCUAAUUUCCAAAA